Ceratosolen solmsi marchali is the source of this 2213-nucleotide messenger RNA. Its product is annotated as solute carrier family 23 member 2. The transcript has 13 exons. The coding region runs from base 75 to 1847 and encodes 590 amino acids. The record is from RefSeq and is a predicted model, not a curated record. Gene Ontology annotation, cellular component: membrane. Lineage: Eukaryota; Metazoa; Arthropoda; Insecta; Hymenoptera; Agaonidae. Gene Ontology annotation, biological process: transmembrane transport. Gene Ontology annotation, molecular function: transmembrane transporter activity.
CGCUAAACUUUUAUUUCCUUUACCAAUAUACGUUCUGUGAUUAUUUAUAUUUUUGUAACUUUAAAUUACAUGACAUGACUGAAAAUAACUCUAUCCAGCUCACAAACGUGAACGUGUUAGAAAAUUCAGCAAACAAUACUAAGAAUUCGGAAAACCCACAAACUCGGAAUGCAGACAUCACUUACGGAAUUGACGACAUACCUCCAUGGUAUCUAUGUUUAUUCAUGGCAUUACAGCAUUACCUAACGAUGAUAGGUGCCAUAGUGUCGAUACCUUUCAUCUUGACACCAGCCCUUUGCAUGGCUGAGGACGAUCCCGCACGCAGCCAUAUAAUUUCAACAAUGAUCUUUGUCACGGGCAUCGUUACCUUUUUACAGACUACCAUAGGCUGUAGGCUUCCUUUAGUACAGGGUGGUACUAUAUCAUUUUUAGUGCCAACACUUGCAAUUUUAAAUUUACCGCAAUGGAAAUGUCCAGAAGCUUCAAUUUUAAAUACAAUAUCACACGAGGAAAGGACUGAAAUGUGGCAAGAGCGUAUGAGAGAACUGUCAGGUGCGAUUGCCGUUUCUGCACUUUUCCAAGUUAUUAUUGGAUAUGGUGGUAUUAUUGGAUAUAUGUUAAAAUAUGUGACUCCUUUAACAAUUGUACCGACGGUUUCAUUGGUUGGACUAUCAUUGUUUGAAAAUGCGGCGGAUGCUGCUUCAAAACAUUGGGGCAUAGCGGCUGGAACUAUUAUAAUGUUAACCCUUUACUCACAAAUUUUAGUUAAUAUUAAUUGUCCAAUACCGGUGUACAAAAAGGGUCAAGGAUUUAAAAUUGUUUGGUUCGCUUUAUUUAAACUUUUUCCAGUAUUACUUACCAUAGUAGUCAUGUGGAUUAUUUGUGCCAUCUUGACUUUUACGGAUGUGUUAGCACCAGGCCAUCCAGGAAGAGCAGAUUCCAAGUUAAAAAUUAUUAGCGAUUCGCCUUGGUUUAGGAUUCCUUAUCCUGGACAAUGGGGUACACCAACUGUAACGCUUUCUGGAGUGCUUGGUAUGCUUGCCGGUGUAUUGGCUUGUACAGUUGAGUCCAUCAGUUAUUAUCCAACAACUUCAAGAAUGUGCGGUGCACCACCGCCGCCGCUUCAUGCUAUUAAUCGUGGAAUUGGUACCGAAGGACUCGGAACAGUAUUAGCUGGGCUUUGGGGAAGUGGGAAUGGCACCAAUACUUUUGGAGAGAAUGUGGGAACUAUUGGUGUAACUAAAGUUGGAAGUCGUAGAGUAAUACAGUGGGCGUGCGUAUUGAUGAUUCUUCAAGGAAUAAUCAGUAAAUUUGGAGCAAUUUUCAUUAUUAUUCCAGAACCUAUAGUUGGUGGAAUAUUUUGCGUAAUGUUUGGAUUAAUUGCUGCUUUUGGCUUUUCAGCUCUUCAGUACAUAAAUUUAAAUUCUGCUCGUAAUCUAUACAUUCUUGGCUUCUCCGUUUUCUUUCCUUUGGUAUUGUCAAAAUCGAUGAGUAAAAAUUCUACUUUUAUAAAUACUGGAAGCGAGGUGGUGGACGAAGUGAUUACUGUACUUUUAAGCACAACAAUUCUCGUCGGAGGUGUUACGGGAUGCUUCUUAGAUAAUGUCAUACCAGGAACGGACAAAGAAAGGGGUCUCGAUGCCUGGUCAAAGGAAAUGGAGUUAAACUUUGAUAGACCGGAGGAUGACAGCGUUGAGCGAGCGAAUGCCGCAUUCGAGCCGAGUACCUUCGAUUUACCCUUCGGGAUGGAUUUAUUACGACGACGACGAUGGACGUCGUACUUACCAUUUUCGCCAACCUACAAGCCGAGGCCAUUUUUGUGCGGACGACGACCGAAGAGCAAUUAAAGAGACGCGGAGGCUCUUGUUGUUUUUUACUACGACUUUUCCGCUGCUGGUGGCGCAGGAGUACGAAUCAUUAACCGCUGUGACUUUUAAUAGUUAUGAUAUUACGAUACGUCACGACCAAGCAAUUGUGUGCGUAUUACACUUGUCGCUCCCCUUGCUUGUGUCUAUUUAUUUAUUUAUUAUUAUGAUUGUUUCUUCUUUUUUUUAAUAAAUUGAAAUUCAUAGGCAGCGAAGCACGCCGGUUUUACAUAAAACGAUUUUGAAACUGGACAAAUUCCACGCCUCCUUCCUACUGCCAAUAUCUUCAUUUCCUUUGCCACUUUGAGCUUCCUUCGUAAGGGGACGCUCGAGGCUCGCUCUCGUCUU